AUGAAAACCGGGUUACAUCCUCUUGAUCGAAGUAAUGUGAUCAAAGAGAAAAUCCUACAAAAUGUAGACUCUGAUGUUGAAUGCGAUACUCAAUCAUUAUUAAAUCUAACAACCACCAGCACACCUGUAUCAAGUCGUCGAGUAACUAAAUUAUAUACAAAUGAUUUGCAUCCAGCUUAUUGUUCAGAUGGAUUUGCUAAAGCCGGAAUUUAUCCAUACGACAAAAAAGCGAUACCAAGAGAGAAAAUAUCGUAUUCCGCAACAUCAUCAUCUAAUAGUGGUCAACCGUGUUUAACACGGACGUUAUCAAAUGAAUAUUUAUUGCCUGUUCAUGGUCAUAUGACAAAUAAUACUGGUAUUUUAAAUAAUAAUGAGUCUGGAUAUUAUCGAUUGAGAAGAUCACCAUCAGCGCCACUAUUAAGCUGUACACUAAAAGAUUCAGCGUCAGGAGUUCAAAAUGCUAUAACUACAACACUGCAACGCUAUUUAACACCAACUAUUGUCCGUAAUACUCAACGCAAAACAAUGGUCGAAAGGAGUUCCGACAAAAGUCUGACUAGUGUCGAAGUGCUACAUCAACUACAAAGAUACAAGCCAGCUGUACAAUGCUGUAAAGUGCUUGUACAAUAUAGUACAAGCCAAAGAUAUAGCGAAAAAGAAGAAAAAAAAUAAAAGCCAAAGUCAUCGCUAACCUGACGAAAAAACUUCUGUUAGGUUCCCGGGUAAACUAAGAUCUUUCUCACCUAACUUUUAUUUACAAAUAAGAAAAGAUAUCUCUUAACAAUAAACUCGAUCUAUUUAUACUCGCAAUGUUGCGCAUUCCUUGACUAGACUGUGCGCAAUAACCUUGACUAUUCUUGUACCAUAAUCUUCAAUAUCUUGUUGCACCAUAACCUUGAAUAUAUUCUUGCGCAAUUACUUAGACUAUAUGCUUGCGUGAUAACCUUAACUAUGAUCUUCUCCUUUAUGGCACGAUUGUAGUGUGUCACAUAACACCUCCCCCCAUAAAACAAGAUGAACUUCCACGUUCAUGGAAAACUGAAUGCUUCUCAAAGUGCCUAUUGUUGUUCAAUGUUCCAGCACUGCCACUAAUUUUAUCGUUCAGGAAUUUCGAUUUGAGCACGUUCAUUUCAGCAACUGCAAUUUGUAAGUUGCCAUGAGAAUAUAGGCAAAUGCAAUAGUAGAUCAGAAGCUGCCACCAUCUUGAUACAUCUCAUUUACUAUUUGCCAGGAUGGUUUGCCUUGAUUGCUAAUUUGUAGUUGUUAGUCACUAAGCAGUGUUUGAAUUCAGUUGUCAGAUAUCAUGGAUUACCACCACCUUAAAUUGAUCGUUGACUUGUUCCGGUUUUAGCCAUUGGGGAUUUUGUUCAAUAGCACAUGGGACAUCUAUCAUCGAAAUUUCUUACCGCUUUACCAUCGAAGUGAAAGGAACCUGCCUACUUUUAAAUUUUCAUUUCAGGUGUCCAGAUGUUGCUGCUCUGCUUUUUUGUUCUUACCUGAUAAUCACUGUUUAUUUCUCGUUCAAAAUGAAGAUAUAGAACUUUUCUAGAACUAAACAUGUUUUUUUCUUUGAAUUUUUCUUAUAUUGUUUGUAUUAUGAAAUAUAGAACAAACAGUUUCGUCAAUGAAAUGAUGCAGCAGAAUUAGGGAGGAAUUGCUACUCUGAUAGACUUUUAAUUCGAGAAGUUAGAAGUCUUUUUCGUCAAUUGAACUCCCUCAAAUAGCGCAGCGUCCUUAAUGAAUCGCUGCUGAUAAACAUCCUAAUCCUUGUAGUCAAACGAUGUGAACUGAACACAGCGAGAAAGAAAAGAAACACUUGUUUAUCAGCAUGAAUAGGAGUUUUCGAAGUACAACAGAACGCGUCUGGAUGUCUCUUUCAACAGAUAGUGUCAGAGAAAAGCGCAUGAGAAGGAUGUAAAUGGAACUCGGUAAUGUCGGCUUUUAAGUGAAGAUCCUAUCCGAAUUGGAAGAAGCCUUCACCCCGUAUCAAUUGGCAUAUAUAUGAAUAUGAAUGAUCAGUUGUGAAAUAUAUGUCGAUAUAAACACGUGGACAGAUUUUUGGCUAGACGGAGGAUUGCCGUCAAGAGGUCAAAUUUAUUGUUCUUUGAAACCGCUUCCAUUCGAUUCAGCAUCCAAAAGUAGGUAUAUCAUUUUCAAGCUAGGCUCAAGAACCUCUUGGAUGUUGAGAAACUGUGAUUUUCCCGAAAGUCCCUGCCGCUUUUCGCAAAACCACCCAUUUUUCAGUGUUUCACAUAUAGUUCCGCGCAUUUUUGUGCAGAUUCCUUGAACAAUAUCUCAUUCGACAGAGCGCAAAAACUGAAUGAAAUGAAAUAUCGUUCAUAAUUUUGAAGUUAACAACUGGUGCUGAAAUAUUUUACAAUUUGAAGUUUUUGAAAUUUUAAAAACCUAGUUUUUUCGAUUAAAUCGAAAUUUAAAUACACGUCAUAGCCUCAGAAUCAAAUCAAAGUAAGCACAUUUUAUAGCCCUCGUAAUUCACUGGAAGAAUGCACUGGACGAAAGCGGCUUUUCAAAAAAUAUGCAUAUAUUGCAAUUUAGUCUCUUUAUAAGGUGCAGCUAAUGUAAAAUUCGAAAAAGCGAGUUUUACGAAAAUUUGGGUUUUCAGGCUGUUUUCACCUAUUACAAAAUUCACUAUUCACUCAAUAAGCAUCAGAACGGGUUCAAGACUUCAGGAUAUGGUCGAUUUUCUCCGCUGAAUGUGAUUAUAAUAUUGAAAAAAUCGAAAAAGCAUAUUUGCGUUAAUGGGCUUUCUAGAAAACCUUUUGGAAAACCUUAGGGCUUUUAAAUUUUCUUUUAAGAUCUCCUAUAAAUAGGAUAUAGAAUAGCUUAAAUACUUUAUAUCCUGAAGUCUUGAACCCGUUCUGAUGCUUAUUGAGUGAAUAGUGAAUUUUGUAAUAGGUGAAAACAGCCUGAAAACCCAAAUUUUCGUAAAACUCGCUUUUCGGUAGACUUUUUGAACUUUUUCUAAAAACAAAUAUUGCCA
Molecule: messenger RNA, 3001 nt
Organism: Didymodactylos carnosus
Lineage: Eukaryota; Metazoa; Rotifera; Eurotatoria; Philodinida; Philodinidae
Source: the annotation of a GenBank genome assembly